AUGGGAGCGCAAACUGUUUUGCGUCAGUAUUCACUUGAUCCCGCUACGCGGGACGACGCUGCGACGGAAGACCGAAUCGAGAAUUCGGCGGCCGAAACGGAUCCGCGCCUGCGGCCACAAUCAGGUGUACAUACACCUGGUAACGCCGGCGUGGACGGCGCGUCCGGUACCAGUGUCGACCUUCCGUCGGAGGCGUCUCUGGAAGAGGCAGCUGAAGGUAAAUCUGUGGCAAAAGCUGUGAGGUUUGUGCCGUCGUCCGACAAAAAGCGACUUCCCAAUAUCUCACUCGACGAGGCGAUCGCCGCGCAGUCCCCCAGCCGACCGGCGGGUGGCGAGACACUCCAUACAGACGCCGCGUGCUCUUUCUUCCCGUCCUCGCCAAGCGAAGGACACGGGCAAGAGGAAGUCGCGAGAAGGAGGAUUGUUCUGCGCGAGAGAGCUGGACCCCUUCCCACAGCUGCGGGAAAUCACGCGGAGAGAAUCGAUGCCCUCUUGAGUAUGUCCUUGGACGACGCAGCCGUCGCGAUGAACGGCACAUGCGCCUCUUCGACUCUCCACGAGGGAAGAGGAAGACGGGGGAGAGGGAGGCCGCCCGCGACGGGGGCCGGACAAAACGCGCGAGCGCCUGGCGAUGGUGACCUGGACAGCCGCGCUCGGAUGUCGAGGCGUCGACAGCGCUUCGCAGAAGACGACUUUGAUGAAGAGGGAGACAUGGACGACGCCAGCGACGGAGAAGCAGGCAGUCCACAUGACGAGGCUGAAGAAGACGACUCUGAGAUGGCCCCGUGGGUCCGCGCAUUCAGAAAGGCUCUUUUGUUGCCUCUCAGUGUCGGGACUCAUGGGUGGAAAUACCUCGAUCGCGUGGAGCCUGGGGAACCCCUAGCAAAUGCAGCCUUGCUGGCCUUCUCAGGCUCGCGGCGCUUAACGGAGACCGACGUGGACCUGUUUUUCGAACCGUUCCACCCCACAGCCGUCCUGCAACUGGUCCCGUCCUCGUUCUUCAUCGUCCUCUUCCCCUCUGCUGCGGCGGCGCACGCAGCUCUGAAUCAGCGAGGCGAGCGAUGCAUGCACCUGCUCACGUCCGGUCUCGAGCAGCUCAGACAGCUCCAGGCCAACGCCGUGGCCGCGCGGGCUGAAGCGCGACGGCGGCGCGGGACGGCGAGGCGGCUGCGUGCAAAAACAUGCGGAAAAGGAACUGGGCACGGCGACGGCUGCCGCGGAGCGGACCCGGUCGAGCGGAGCAACGAGCCAGGCCGCGAGGGCGAGGCGAAGGCGGGGGAAAGAGAUGAAGGGAUGCGUGUUGAGGUGGAGAUGAACGACGGGGAAGGGAGCGACACGGAAGAGAAGGAGGAGGGCGAGCUGGACGACGACGCUGUGCUGACGCAGGAUCAGGCCCAGUUGGACGACGAUGCAGAUCUGCCCGAGGUCUUUUGGCUCAUCCGGGACGUUGAGACAUACUUCGGAGCGAAAGCAGCAGCGGAAUUUGAAACCCAAGCCGAACACUGGAGAAGGACUCUGCCGAUUCUUCCUUCGUCGUGGCCGCGCACUGCCACGCGUCUUCUGCUUCGCGUGGCGACCGCCCAAGAGCUCCAGCGGUGCUCAGAGGCGGAGCCUCAGUCGUCUCUCGGCGCAGCCCGCCACGCGCCCGCGCAUGCCCGGCUCCACCGCCACGCUUCGUCCCUCCCUCAGGGUCAAGAAGAGACUCUCUGCGAGAUGCUGCCCAGCGGCGUGCUCCUCCGCGAAGCCAAAAUGCUGUCUUCUCUCUCCGGGCCAGCGUCGUCGCCCUCUCCAGACCCCGGGGCGCGACGCGACGAGUCGGCGCGCUUGUGGCGAAGCACUCCCGGCUUAAGCGCCGACCUGUCUCUCGACGCCAUUCAGGAAAUGCUGCGGGCCGAGCGGCGGGGGCAACGAAGAGAGGAAGAGAAAGCGGCGAUCGCAAGAACCGGGCGACUGACCGCAAAUGGAGACGAGGAACUUGGAGAAGAAAGGGACCGAAACAAACAACGCACACCCAAUCUCGAGGAGGAAGAACUCCUACGCGAUCAGACGCUCUUGACAACGCUUGGAGGCGACUUUCGAUCCCGCAUUCUGCGACGGCGAACAGGCGCUCCGGACCUCGGCGCGGCGUCUGAACGCGUCUCUCAGCCUUCGCCGUGA
Molecule: messenger RNA, 2157 nt
Organism: Neospora caninum
Lineage: Eukaryota; Apicomplexa; Conoidasida; Eucoccidiorida; Sarcocystidae
Exons: 4
Coding region: 1-2157 (718 amino acids)
Source: RefSeq, a predicted model, not a curated record